AUGGGCUCACACAGCCUUAUCGAACAUGCCUGCCUCCAUGGCUGGUUUUACGACGCCCUUCGACUUAUCAAAUUGGGGGUGGACUUGACGAAAUCUUGCGCUGUGAAACUCGAGGAUACUGAUGCCGUUUCGGUACUGCUAUUCAGCUGUUGCAAAAAUGAGAAAUCACCCUUCCCACACUCAUCUCUCCGUCUUAGCCACGGGCGAGAGUUUGAUCAGGAGAAUUUCAGAAUCAGUGUCAUUCGAGCACUUAUUAAAGCAGGUGCUAACAUAGAGGUUCGAUGUCUGGAAACCAAGUCAAGUGACAUAAGUAAGGUCAUAACCCCGCUCAUGCUUGCUUCCAUAUAUGGUCUCAACGAGGUUGUCGAGACCUUACUCUCCGCGGGUGCCGAUGUCGAAGCCACGGAUGGUGACGGUAAUACUGCCUUGAUGAGGCUUUGUGGAGACAAAAUCAUGGAGUUUUACGCGGCUGAGAAGGCUCAGCUACGUACUAUAACGACACUACUCACCCAUAAGCCGGAGAGUUUUGACCAUAUCGGCCGAGCUCUGAGGAUGGCCUUAGGAUCCUGUCCCAACCUGCAAAUAGUGAAACUGCUUCUCAAACAUGCGAAGCCUGGUACGCUGGACGAUAAGGACAGCUUCAAACUCCUCGGAGACGCAAUGAGCCAACCAAACCAUCGUGUUGCCGAUUUGCUUGUGAAGAACGGACUCAGAGAGCCUACUUUAGUAGAGAUGGAAUACAUCAUAGAGAAUUCUAUGAAGGUCGGAAAUGCCAUGGCUAUACCUUAUCUUUCCAAAUUUUCGCAAUCGUACGGUCUGCUAAGGGACCCGAACCGUCUUCUCAACUGCAUCAAGAAGAAACAUGACGAGUUUGCCCUGUUUAUGAUUCGGCUUCAAAUGCCGGCUAACCCCGAGAUCUUUUUGGCGGAAGCCUGCGGGAUCGGUAAUUUCGAGAUUGCCCAGCUGCUUCUAAAGGGGGGAGCCGAUCCGAAUCAACCCUCUGGGACCGACUUUCCUAUAGUCAAAGCUAUUCUAGGAGAUCACUCACGUGUGGUUCGACUGCUUUUCGAGAACGGCGCCAUGGUUGGCCAUCGGGGCUUUGAUGCCAUGGACCUCGCAAUCGUAGGCCGCAGGAAGGAUAUUAUCUAUACCAUCCGCACCCACGCCGACUUUCAUGCGAACAUAGCGAAGCGCACCGCCUAUCUAGAAAAUGCCUGCUGCGCAAGCCUGGCUGCCCUUGAUAAAUGCGACAUAUUGAAUUUAGUACUAUUUUUCGCAAAGCCUAACGUGGUAUUACCAACGGCCAUGGUAACACCUUUGCAUCUAUGUAUAGCGCGAGGUCACGACAAUGCGAUCCGCAUCUUACUCACCAAAGAAGCCAAUAUACACAUGCAUCUCAAACCGGAAGACCCCACGUCGGCAUCUGCUAUAGCAAGCUCCUUCUGGGGAACGACGCCGCUGGAAUGGGCGAUCAACAAUUCGCCUAGUCGUCGCGUCAAUAUUUUGCUGAGCUACCCGGUUCCUUCGUCUCUAUGCGAUAUUUGGCACCCGCAAAAAAAGAUAGUGCAACUGCGCUAUAUCCGAGCUGCUUGCCGAAGACACGACCCGGAGGUGAUAGCACUCCUACUUGAACACGACCUCCCCCUCCAAUUUUGCGACGACGAGGGAAAUUCUUUCUUGAGCAUCUUCUGCCAAACUAUCGAGAGCAUCGGGUUGCUCGGAGAUUCGAAUCAGCCGGCGGAUUUGACCGGUGAGAAGUCGGCUAAGUGCGUCAUUGCCCUGCUCGAGGGCGGCGCCGACACUCAACAAAAGAACAACGAAGGUGUCUCCGCCUUAGACCAUGUACGUCGCAUAAUGACUUACGAAGGAUCUAGCCACUUUCACCAGGAGGUUGCAAAGGCGUGGAAUAAGGAAUUGAUCCUCGACGACGAGGGAAUCCGCAAGAGAGUUUAG
Molecule: messenger RNA, 1953 nt
Organism: Daldinia childiae
Lineage: Eukaryota; Fungi; Ascomycota; Sordariomycetes; Xylariales; Hypoxylaceae
Product: putative nacht and ankyrin domain protein
Exons: 1
Coding region: 1-1953 (650 amino acids)
Biological process (GO): positive regulation of transcription by RNA polymerase II
Cellular component (GO): nucleus
Molecular function (GO): transcription cis-regulatory region binding; protein binding
Source: RefSeq, a predicted model, not a curated record